AUGACGAGAACCAUCCGACCAUCCACCAGCACACAGGGCAAUGUCUCCUCGGAGGUCGGCGGGAGUAGCCAUAGCUGUGGCCAGUGGCCAACUCAGCGCGGGUGGGAUUGUCAUGAAGAGUCAAAAAAAGAUGGUAUCGACGACUGCUACACUUCAGCCAGAGGCUGCACUGCCACGCUGGGGAACUUCGCUAAGGCUACUUUUGAUGCCAUCUCCAAGACUUACAGCUAUCUCACCCCUGACCUCUGGAAGGAGAUGGUGUUCACCAAGUCUCCAUAUCAGGAAUUCACUGACCAUCUUGUGAAGACCCACACCAGAGUCUCUGUGCAGAGGACCCAGGCUCCAGCUGUGGCCACCACCUAGUUUUAUACAAGAAAAAUAAAGUGAACUAAAGCUUGUUAAAAAAAAAAAAAAUGUUGGUCAAACAUAAAAAAAAAAAAAA
Odobenus rosmarus divergens (Pacific walrus) is the source of this 442-nucleotide messenger RNA. Its product is annotated as 40S ribosomal protein S2-like. The record is from RefSeq and is a predicted model, not a curated record. The coding region runs from base 1 to 363 and encodes 120 amino acids. NCBI's taxonomy places the organism in Eukaryota, Metazoa, Chordata, Mammalia, Carnivora, Odobenidae. The transcript has 2 exons.